AUGAGUCUCGUCUUACCAGGACAAACCGUUGCUAGAGGUGUUGCAAAUGGCGAAGGUACAACUACAAAAGGCGAUUUUGUGAUUUCUACUCGGACAGGCAUCUUUGAUCCCAAAACAAUAUCGGUUAGGUUUCCUGAGAAGAUAGAGGAGACGGGAAUAUUGCCCAAAGUUGGAUCCGUUGUUUUGGCUCGAGUUACAAGAAUUAAUGUUCGUCAGGCUACCGUUAGCAUAACCGUUGUGGACGAUAUCUGCGUUAAAGAAGAAUAUCAAGGAGUCAUUCAUGUUCAGGAUAUUCGAGCUAGUGAAAAAAGUAAAGUGAAGGUUCAGAAUUCUUUCCGACCUGGUGAUAUUGUUCGAGCUUUAGUGCUUUCUCUGGGAGAUGGAUCUGCUUAUUUCUUGACCACAGCACGCAACGACUUGGGCGUGGUUUUUGCCCAAUCGAGUGAGACCGGUGAACAAAUGUUCCCUGUUGAUUAUCAACAUAUGCAGACGGAAUCCGGGUUUACAGAACAGAGGAAGUGUGCAAAGCCGAUUUUGGAUGAAUAG
Schizosaccharomyces octosporus yFS286 is the source of this 546-nucleotide messenger RNA. Its product is annotated as exosome subunit Csl4. Gene Ontology annotation, cellular component: nuclear exosome (RNase complex); cytoplasm. The record is from RefSeq and is a predicted model, not a curated record. Gene Ontology annotation, molecular function: RNA binding. Gene Ontology annotation, biological process: RNA processing. Bases 1 to 546 code for a protein of 181 amino acids. The transcript is spliced from 2 exons. Lineage: Eukaryota; Fungi; Ascomycota; Schizosaccharomycetes; Schizosaccharomycetales; Schizosaccharomycetaceae.